AUUUAAUAAACAUAAUAUUUAAUCUUUUCAGAGGUCGAAACAGUAGCAAAGGCCUGCCUCAGUCUACGAUUUCUUUUGAUGGAAUCUAUGCAAAUAUGAGGAUGGUUCAUAUACUUACAUCAGUUGUUGGAUCCAAAUGUGAAGUACAAGUGAAAAACGGAGGUAUAUAUGAAGGAGUUUUUAAAACAUACAGUCCUAAGUGUGAUUUAGUGCUUGAUGCUGCACAUGAGAAAAGUACAGAAUCCAGUUCAGGGCCAAAACGUGAAGAAAUAAUGGAGAGUAUUUUGUUCAAGUGUUCAGACUUUGUUGUGGUACAAUUUAAAGAUAUGGACUCCAGUUAUGCAAGAAGAGAUGCUUUUACUGACUCUGCUAUCACUGCUAAAGUGAAUGGUGAACACAAGGAGAAGGACCUGGAGCCCUGGGAUGCGGGUGAACUCACUACCAACGAGGAACUGGAGGCUUUGGAAAAUGAUGUCUCUAAUGGAUGGGAUCCCAAUGAUAUGUUUCGGUAUAAUGAAGAAAAUUAUGGUGUAGUGUCUACAUAUGAUAGCAGUUUAUCAUCAUAUACGGUGCCCUUAGAAAGGGAUAACUCAGAAGAAUUUUUAAAACGAGAAGCAAGGGCAAACCAGUUAGCAGAAGAAAUUGAAUCAAGUGCCCAGUACAAAGCCCGAGUGGCCCUGGAAAAUGAUGAUAGGAGCGAAGAAGAAAAAUACACAGCAGUUCAGAGAAAUUCCAGUGAACGUGAGGGCCACAGCAUAAACACUAGGGAAAAUAAAUAUAUUCCUCCUGGACAAAGAAAUAGAGAAGUCAUAUCCUGGGGAAGUGGGAGACAGAAUUCACCGCGUAUGGGCCAGCCUGGAUCGGGCUCCAUGCCAUCAAGAUCCACCUCUCACACUUCAGAUUUCAACCCGAAUUCUGGUUCAGACCAAAGAGUAGUUAAUGGAGGUGUUCCCUGGCCAUCGCCUUGCCCAUCUCCUUCCUCUCGCCCACCUUCUCGCUACCAGUCAGGUCCCAACUCUCUUCCACCUCGGGCAGCCACCCCUACACGGCCGCCCUCCAGGCCCCCCUCGCGGCCAUCCAGACCCCCGUCUCACCCCUCUGCUCAUGGUUCUCCAGCUCCUGUCUCUACUAUGCCUAAACGCAUGUCUUCAGAAGGGCCUCCAAGGAUGUCCCCAAAGGCCCAGCGACACCCUAGAAAUCACAGAGUUUCUGCUGGGAGGGGUUCCAUUUCCAGUGGCCUAGAAUUUGUUUCCCACACCCCACCAAGUGAAGCCGCUGCUCCUCCAGCAGCAAGGACCAGUCCUGCGGGAGGCACGUGGUCAUCAGUGGUCAGCGGGGUUCCAAGAUUAUCCCCUAAAACUCACAGACCCAGGUCUCCCAGACAGAACAGUAUUGGAAAUACUCCUAGUGGGCCAGUUCUUGCUUCUCCCCAGGCUGGCAUUAUUCCAACUGAAGCUGUUGCCAUGCCUAUUCCUGCUGCAUCUCCUACGCCUGCCAGUCCUGCAUCCAACAGAGCUGUUACCCCAUCUAUUGAGGCUAAGGAUUCCAGGCUUCAAGAUCAGAGGCAGAACUCUCCUGCAGGGAAUAAAGAAAAUAUGAAGCCCAGUGAGACAUCACCUAGCUUCUCAAAAGCUGAAAAUAAAGGUAUAUCACCAGUUGUUUCUGAACAUAGAAAACAGAUUGAUGAUUUAAAGAAAUUUAAGAAUGAUUUUAGGUUACAACCAAGUUCUACUUCUGAAUCUAUGGAUCAACUGCUAAACAAAAAUAGAGAGGGAGAAAAAUCAAGAGAUUUGAUCAAGGACAAAAUUGAACCAAAUGCUAAGGAUUCUUUGAUUGAAAAUAGCGGCAGCAGCAAGCCCAGCAGCCCCAGCGUGUCCCCUUCCCUCCUCAGUGAUGCGGAGCACAGGAGGGGCCCUGAGGUCACAUCCCAGGGUGUUCAGACUUCCAGCCCCGGGUGUAAACAGGAGAAGGAUGAUAAAGAGGAGAAGAAAGAUGCAGCUGAGCAAGUGAGGAAAUCAACAUUGAAUCCCAAUGCAAAGGAGUUCAACCCUCGUUCCUUUUCUCAGCCAAAGCCUUCUACUACCCCAACUUCACCUCGUCCUCAAGCACAACCUAGCCCGUCUAUGGUGGGUCAUCAGCAGCCAACGCCAGUUUAUACUCAGCCUGUUUGUUUUGCACCAAAUAUGAUGUAUCCAGUCCCAGUGAGCCCAGGCGUGCAACCUUUAUACCCUAUACCUAUGACGCCCAUGCCUGUGAAUCAAGCCAAGACAUAUAGAGCAGUACCAAAUAUGCCCCAACAGCGGCAAGACCAGCAUCAUCAGAGCACCAUGAUGCACCCAGCCUCAGCAGCAGGCCCACCAAUUGUGGCCACCCCACCAGCUUACUCCACACAAUACGUUGCCUACAGUCCUCAGCAGUUUCCAAAUCAGCCUCUUGUUCAGCAUGUGCCACAUUAUCAAUCUCAGCAUCCUCAUGUCUAUAGUCCUGUAAUACAGGGUAAUGCUAGAAUGAUGGCACCACCAGCACAUGCCCAGCCUGGUUUAGUAUCUUCUUCUGCAACUCAGUACGGGGCUCAUGAGCAGACGCAUGCGAUGUAUGUUUCCACUGGCUCCCUUGCUCAGCAGUAUGCACACCCUAAUGCUACCCUACACCCACAUACUCCACAUCCUCAGCCUUCAGCUACCCCCACCGGACAGCAGCAAAGCCAACAUGGUGGGAGCCAUCCUGCACCCAGUCCUGUUCAGCACCAUCAGCACCAGGCUGCCCAGGCUCUCCAUCUGGCCAGUCCACAGCAGCAGUCAGCCAUUUACCACGCGGGGCUCGCACCAACCCCACCUUCCAUGACACCUGCCUCCAAUACGCAAUCGCCACAAAAUAGUUUCCCAACAGCACAACAGACCGUCUUUACGAUUCAUCCUUCUCAUGUUCAGCCGGCAUACACCAAUCCACCCCACAUGGCCCAUGUACCUCAGGCUCAUGUACAGUCAGGAAUGGUUCCUUCUCAUCCAACUGCCCAUGCGCCAAUGAUGCUAAUGACGACACAGCCACCCGGCGGUCCCCAGGCCGCCCUCGCUCAAAGUGCACUACAGCCCAUUCCAGUCUCGACAACAGCGCAUUUCCCCUAUAUGACGCACCCUUCAGUACAAGCCCAUCACCAACAGCAGUUGUAAGGCUGCCCUGGAGGAACCGAAAGGCCAAAUUCCCUCCUCCCUUCUACUGCUUCUACCAACUGGAAGCACAGAAAACUAGAAUUUCAUUUAUUUUGUUUUUAAAAAAAUAUAUGUUGAUUUCUUGUAACAUCCAAUAGGAAUGCUAACAGUUCACUUGCAGUGGAAGAUAUUUGGACCGAGUAGAGGCAUUUAGGAACUUGUGGGCUGUUCCAUAAUUCCAUACGCUGUUGCAGAGUCCCGCAAGUACCCCAGCUCUGCUUGCCGAAACUGGAAGUUAUUUAUUUUUUAAUGACCCUCGAAAGUCAUGAACACAUCAGCUAGCAAAAGAAGUAACAAGAGUGAUUCUUGCUGCUAUUACCGCUUAAAAAAAAAAUCAAGACUUGGAACGCCCUUUUACUAAACUUGACAAAGGUUCAGUAAAUUCUUACCGUCAAACUGACGGAUUAUUAUUUAUAAAUCAAGUUUGAUGAAGUGAUCACUGUCUACAGUGGUUCAACUUUUAAGUUAAGGGAAAAACUUUUACUUUGUAGAUAAUAUAAAAUAAAAACUUAAAAAAAAUUAAAAAAUAAAAAAAGUUUUAAAAACUGA
This is a messenger RNA of Ceratotherium simum simum (southern white rhinoceros), 3758 nucleotides long. The record is from RefSeq and is a predicted model, not a curated record. Lineage: Eukaryota; Metazoa; Chordata; Mammalia; Perissodactyla; Rhinocerotidae.